AUGGCCACGCUGCAAGGAUCGGAAGACCUCAGUAACUUUACCUACCCAUUGGGGUUUUACAUCAGAGGAUUUUAUGCCCUGCAGAAUACUAAUUAUUAUUUCAUGUUCUUGGCUGUUGUUUAUGUCGUAACACUGCUAGCAAAUUUUUUAAUAAUGUCAGUCAUUUGGUACGCAGAAAGUCUGCACACGUCAAAGUAUUUAGCUAUUUUUAGCUUAGCUGUAGUAGACGUCAGUUAUAGCACUGCACUCAUUCCAAAGGCAAUACACACGUUCCUGUUCAACUCGAGAUUUGUAUAUUUCAACGCUUGUUUAACCCAGAUUUUCUUCGUACAUUAUUUUUGUUCAAUGGAGUCGUUUGCUCUCUGUGUACUGGCGUAUGACAGGUUAAUUGCUAUAUACUUUCCACUGCGAUGUAAUACACUGAAUUCGACCACAAGAAUGAUGCUAGUUAUUCUAAUUUCUUGGAUUAUCCCUUUAAUUGUCGUUGUGAUUAUGGUUGCUUUAAUUCCACGACUGCCAUACUGCAAAACUACAAUUGUAAACAGUUAUUUUUGUGAUCAUGGACCAACUUCAGUAUAUGAUACAAUAAAUCUUCCAUUAUAUACCAACAUUAAUAUGAAAGUGUUUUUCUGUCUCAUGAUGGCUACAGGAUAUCUCUUUGUAAACAAGAUGCAGCCUCUAGCUGUCACUUAA
Messenger RNA from Polyodon spathula (Mississippi paddlefish), 693 nucleotides. Its product is annotated as olfactory receptor 4D1-like. The transcript has a single exon. Gene Ontology annotation, molecular function: G protein-coupled receptor activity; olfactory receptor activity. Gene Ontology annotation, biological process: G protein-coupled receptor signaling pathway. The record is from RefSeq and is a predicted model, not a curated record. The coding region runs from base 1 to 693 and encodes 230 amino acids. Gene Ontology annotation, cellular component: membrane. NCBI's taxonomy places the organism in Eukaryota, Metazoa, Chordata, Actinopteri, Acipenseriformes, Polyodontidae.